Fomitiporia mediterranea MF3/22 is the source of this 417-nucleotide messenger RNA. RefSeq lists its product as uncharacterized. The coding region runs from base 1 to 417 and encodes 138 amino acids. Lineage: Eukaryota; Fungi; Basidiomycota; Agaricomycetes; Hymenochaetales; Hymenochaetaceae. The record is from RefSeq and is a predicted model, not a curated record. The transcript has 2 exons.
AUGAAGUGGAAACAUUACCAACAGCAGGCCGAGAAGUAUAAUCUCGAUCGGCAGAAUCACCCUGUUGGCGCGUCUCUUUCCAUAAUUCACAACCUUAUGGCCGCAGCACGUGUCUACUGUCGUGUCCGAGGUGUUAUUUAUCGAGGUAGAACGGCUAUGAUACUAGUAUUCGGCGAGGAUGAUGACAGGCGAAGGGAUUCGAAAGGAGCUCGGGGGAUCAAGCCACGGUGGUUCGAAGUCGACGGCGAGGAUUACGAUCCAGAUGUAGAGCUUGACAGCGAGGACGAGGAGUUUCCCGACGCCCUCGAUGAGCACCCGAGUUUCAGUGAGGAAGAUCCGUACAAAGUUCUUGCCGAUCAACGGGUCGCGAUGAAUGAGGAAGAUAUAGGGUUCCGCUUCAUACUACAACAGAUUUGA